CUAGAUCGAAUCAGAUUCUUAGCAUACCCAACACUCAAUAAAGUGUGACAGUAUUAUUAUACAUAGUUUUGAUACGGUCGAGUAGCUGCAGAGAAUCGUUCUUUUCUUCACCUCGCAACCUUCUAAUGUCCUACGGUUCAAGCCACUGUUUCAUCAAGAUCUCAAUCUUGAUUCAAGCAUUCUAUAAAGUGACAUACAUGGGUGAUGGGUGUAUUUGAUACAUCCACUUGCUACAUCUCCCACAAUUAACUCGUAGUUUCACAUACCAACUUGGUUGUUUAUAGAUAUCGAGAUGGCGUUGAAUUGGGGACCAGUGUUAAUGUCGGUGUUUCUGUUCAUCGUAUUGAUUCCCGGAGUAUUGUUUCAGCUUCCGGGGAAGACCAAAGUGGUUGAGUUUGGCGGUUUUCAGACAAGCGGCGCAGCCAUUGUCAUACACACUCUCGUAUUCUUUGCAUGUAUCACCGUCUCCCUUAUCGCUCUUCACAUCCACAUUUACGCUGCCUAAAGUAAUUUAACUUUGCACCGAUCGCUAUGUGCAUCCUUAAUUAUACGUCCACUCAUUUUGUUUUUGUUUUUGACUAACUGUGAUUCUUGAUUCCCAUUAAAGUACUUGUGGAAUUAUAACAAUAUAACUAGAUUUUGA
Brassica oleracea var. oleracea is the source of this 643-nucleotide messenger RNA. RefSeq lists its product as uncharacterized. Bases 293 to 505 code for a protein of 70 amino acids. NCBI's taxonomy places the organism in Eukaryota, Viridiplantae, Streptophyta, Magnoliopsida, Brassicales, Brassicaceae. The transcript has a single exon. The record is from RefSeq and is a predicted model, not a curated record.